AUGCUUCUCUCUCAGACCCGGGGCCGUCUGCCCUCCCUGCGGACCCUCAAGCGGUCCAUGGCGGUCCGUCCGCUCUCUACCACCCUCCCCAAGCACAAGGCCGAUGAGAAAGAGCCUGUCCUCAACAAAGUCUCCCGCCAUGUCACCCAACCCAUCUCCCAGGGUGCGUCCCAGGCCAUGCUCUACGCCACCGGUCUCACCGAGGCCGACAUGAACAAGGCCCAGGUCGGUAUCUCCUCCGUCUGGUACAAUGGCAACCCCUGCAACAUGCACCUCCUCGACCUCAACAACCGUGUGCGGGAGGGUGUCCAGAAGGCUGGCCUGGUCGGGUUCCAGUUCAACACCGUCGGAGUCAGCGACGCGAUCAGCAUGGGUACCUCCGGUAUGCGCUUCUCGCUGCAGAGCCGUGAUCUCAUUGCCGACUCCAUUGAGACUGUCAUGGGUGGUCAGUGGUACGACGCCAACAUCAGUAUCCCUGGUUGCGACAAGAACAUGCCCGGUGUCCUGAUGGCCAUGGGCAGAGUCAACCGUCCCAGUCUGAUGGUUUACGGUGGUUCCAUUAAGCCCGGCUGCGCUUCGAUGCAGAACAACGCCGAUAUCGAUAUCGUCUCCGCCUUCCAGGCGUACGGUCAGUUCAUCAGCGGAGAGAUCACCGAGCCCCAGCGUUUCGACAUCAUCCGCAACGCCUGCCCCGGAGGUGGCGCGUGCGGUGGUAUGUACACCGCCAACACCAUGGCCACCGCCAUCGAGGUCAUGGGUAUGACCCUUCCUGGUUCCUCCUCCAACCCCGCCGAGUCGGCGGCCAAGAACAUCGAGUGUCUGGCGGCCGGUGAGGCCAUCAAGAAGCUUCUGGUGGAAGACAUCCGUCCCUCCGAUAUCCUGACUCGCCAGGCCUUCGAGAAUGCCAUGAUUGUUGUGAACAUUACCGGUGGUUCGACCAAUGCGGUGCUGCACCUUAUCGCCAUUGCCGAUUCGGUCGGCAUCAAGCUAGAUAUUGAGGACUUCCAGAAGGUCUCGGACCGUGUGCCGUUCCUGGCUGACCUCAAGCCUUCCGGCAAGUACGUCAUGGCGGACCUGCACAAGAUCGGUGGUACUCCUUCUCUGCUCAAGUUCCUGCUUAAGGAGGGCCUGAUCGAUGGCUCUGGUAUGACCGUCACCGGUCAGACCCUGGCCAAGAACCUGGAGAACGUGCCGGACUUCCCCGAGGACCAGAAGAUCAUCCGUCCUCUGUCUAACCCCAUCAAGGAGACCGGUCACAUCCAGAUUCUCCGUGGCUCUCUGGCCCCUGGCGGUAGUGUCGGUAAGAUCACUGGUAAGGAGGGUACCGUUUUCACCGGUAAGGCUCGCGUCUUCGACCACGAGGACGACUUCAUCGCUGCGCUCGAGCGCAAGGAGAUCAAGAAGGAGGAGAAGACGGUCGUUGUCAUCCGUUAUACUGGACCCAAGGGUGGUCCGGGUAUGCCUGAAAUGCUGAAGCCUUCUUCUGCCCUCAUGGGCGCCGGUCUGGGCGGCUCCUGCGCUCUGAUCACCGACGGACGUUUCUCCGGCGGCUCUCACGGAUUCCUGAUCGGACAUAUCGUCCCCGAGGCUGCUGUCGGUGGACCGAUUGGUCUGGUUAAGGACGGCGAUGUGAUCACCAUCGACGCCGUCAAGCGUGUGCUGGAUCUGGACGUUGACGAGACCACUCUGGCCGAGAGAAGAAAGCAGUGGGAGGCCGACAAGGAGGCUGGCCGUCUCCCUCCUACCGGUCUGACUCUGCGUGGUACCCUGGGCAAGUAUGCUAGAAAUGUCAAGGAUGCCAGCCACGGCUGCAUCACCGAUGCUCUUGACUAA
This is a messenger RNA of Aspergillus terreus NIH2624, 1833 nucleotides long. It is a transcript of the gene ilv3, whose product is annotated as dihydroxy-acid dehydratase ILV3. Gene Ontology annotation, biological process: branched-chain amino acid biosynthetic process. Gene Ontology annotation, cellular component: mitochondrion. Bases 1 to 1833 code for a protein of 610 amino acids. Gene Ontology annotation, molecular function: dihydroxy-acid dehydratase activity. The record is from RefSeq and is a predicted model, not a curated record. The transcript has 4 exons. NCBI's taxonomy places the organism in Eukaryota, Fungi, Ascomycota, Eurotiomycetes, Eurotiales, Aspergillaceae.